Molecule: messenger RNA, 1158 nt
Organism: Trypanosoma theileri
Lineage: Eukaryota; Euglenozoa; Kinetoplastea; Trypanosomatida; Trypanosomatidae
Product: abhydrolase domain-containing protein 11
Exons: 1
Coding region: 1-1158 (385 amino acids)
Source: RefSeq, a predicted model, not a curated record
AUGCAGAAUCUAGCGUAUCAAACUAUACGUGGUGGUGGAUGGGGAAAACGAGCUUCACGUAUUGUUAUCGCUCAUGGACUUUUAGGCAAUAGCGCUAAUUGGAAGUCAACCGCGAAUCAUUUGGCAAAGAAUAACUUAAUACAUUCAAAGUUACACGAAAUUAACGUGCUCGAUAUGCGCAAUCAUGGUGGAAGUCCACAUGUAGAGAAACAUACAAAUGCAUCUAUGGCUGCUGAUCUUGAGUUAUUCACUUUAUUACGACAACAGAAUAAAGAGAAUAAUAAUAAUGAUGGUGUGGUGUUGAUAGGCCACAGUAUGGGUGGAUUGGCGGUAAUGGCCACUUUGCUUUCUCGCGCUAAUGAGAGUGCGUUGCUUUUGCCUAGUAGUGAAGAGUUCAAGGCACGCUGUGAACGUGGUGAUUAUUACGGUUGGAAAGAUGAACAAGGAUAUGGAGAAGAGAUGCGUCUUGUCAAUAGUAUAAUGGGCUUCCCUGUUCAAAAACCACUACGAGAUGUUAUUUAUGAGUACAAGGAUACUCCUAAUUCAUUAUCAUAUAAUCAACAAGAAGAACAAAAAGAAAGAGGUCCACGUGUGAAGGCAGCAAUCAUUGUAGACAUAACACCCUCCACUAUGCUUGGAGAACAGACGGAGGAGUCAAAGAGUGUCUCUGCAACUCUUGACGCUAUGGCAGCAGUGGAUCUGAGAAAAGUGCGAAACUUCACUGAUUGCGCCGCAGCACUUGAACGUGCAGGUGUGAUUGAAAAGAGUAUGCGUGAUUUUGUUUUGACAAAUUUAUCUUUGAAUACAGGUACUGGAGAGGCCAAAUGGCGCUGUAAUCUCCCAGUACUGCGUGCAGACUAUCAAAAAAUCGCACUGGGUUUACGAGAUUGGUUCCUGAAUGCCGAGGAGGAAAAAAAUGAUUACAGUAAGAACGAUAAGAAUGAUGAUAAGGUAACUCCAGUUCGGUGUUCACUACCGACACUUUUUGUUUUUGGUGAAAAAUCACCCUACAAUAAUCCUUCAGACCGUCGUUUAAUUGAUUGUUUUUUCUCUAAUAAUAAACAGAUUGAGAUUGCAGGUGCUGGUCAUUUUGUUCAUUAUGAAAAGAUGAAGGAUUUUGUUGAGGCUGUUGCACCUUUUCUUGCAGAGCAAUUGUAG